Molecule: messenger RNA, 677 nt
Organism: Bufo gargarizans (Asiatic toad)
Lineage: Eukaryota; Metazoa; Chordata; Amphibia; Anura; Bufonidae
Product: heme-binding protein 2-like
Exons: 4
Coding region: 1-624 (207 amino acids)
Cellular component (GO): cytoplasm
Source: RefSeq, a predicted model, not a curated record
AUGGAGAUGAGGAGAAGACUUCUGCUGGGGCUGCUCUCUGUACUGGGGCUUGCAGUGCAAGCAUCUGAUGUCUCCACUCAGAAUAAGUUGCCUCCAUUUUGUGGCCAUUAUGAUUGUCCAAAGUACCAGCUGGUGAAACAAUAUUAUGACUUUGAACUUCGUCGGUAUGAAGAAACUCAUUGGGUGACUACUCCACUAGACAAGUACAUUUUUGACAUGGGGAUGGUGACCAGCUUCAACCGUUUGUUUAAAUACAUCUCUGGAGACAAUGCUGAAGGGCUGAAGAUGAGUAUGACAGUACCUGUGGUAAUGGAUUUGCCACUGGAACUACCAUCAACUAAGAAUGCCACAAUGUCCUUCUAUGUGCUACAUGCUGUGGAGAAUCCUCCAAGACCUACAGACCCUGAAGUUUACCUGGAUACAUAUCCUGCAGCUUCUGUAUAUGUCAAGUCUUUUGGAGGAUAUGCCGUAGAUGAAGCAUAUGCUGAGCAAGCUAAAGCCCUAGCAGAGAGCCUGAGGAUCCUUGGUCUGCAGUUUGAUGAUACAUACUUCAUACGUGCUGGCUACAAUUCUCCUUUUGACUUUUUCAACCGCCACAAUGAAGUGUGGUACAUGGCAAAGUAAACUCCUCCUCUCGGCAAGGGGAUUUCAUCAUCCUUCUGCUGCUCUUCACUGAA